AAUUGAUACGCCUACUUACUUACUUCAUUUGACACCAAUAACAAACUACCAUAACGGCAUAACGAGCAAAGUAGAUCAUGUAUUGAGCAUGUCAACCAUUACACAUACAUUCUACCUUUACUUUGCGGUUCCCAUCUUCAGGCGAAAAGAGCAUCAAUUUAUAUCUACACUGCAGCGGGCGACAAUUGAGCUUCGGCCUGCUGUCUAA
Funneliformis caledonium is the source of this 208-nucleotide messenger RNA. Lineage: Eukaryota; Fungi; Glomeromycota; Glomeromycetes; Glomerales; Glomeraceae. The record is from the annotation of a GenBank genome assembly.